AUGGCUCAAUCCGUGGCUCUUCCCAAGCAGCAUCACGACGUUGAUGAUGCCAAAAUCGUCAAUGAAGAGAUUGAGCAGCAGCUCGCGACCAAGGAAAAUGUUCCUGCCGGUCUUGUGGAUGACAUGACUCCAGAGGAGGCACUUCUCAGCCGUCGUAUCAACCGCAAGAUGGAUCUUGCGAUGCUGCCCAUGCUCUCUCUGCUUUACCUCUUCAACGGGCUCGACAAAGGCAACAUUGGCAAUGCAGAGACCCAAGGUUUCACUAAAGAUAUUGGAGCUGCACCAUCUGACCUCAACCUCGCCGUGUCUCUUUUCUUCAUCACCUUUGUGUUAUUCCAGCCCCCGUCUGCUGCACUCGGUCGCAUCGUCGGGCCAAAACAUUGGAUUCCCUUCAUGACGUUUUCCUGGGGCGCCGUCACCAUUGGGCAAGCCUUCAUCAAGGGUCGUGGCGCACUCAUCGCGAUUCGGCUCGUAAUCGGAGUCUUCGAGGCUGGCUUUUAUCCCACAUGCGUGUCGUACCUCUCCUUCUUCUAUACCAGGUUCGACCUUGCCAUCCGGAUAGCCAUCUUUUAUGGGCAAUAUGCGAUCGCAGGUGCAUUUGCCGGUGCUAUUUCCUUUGGCAUUUUUCACCUCAAGUCCGGUUCCCUCCACAACUGGCAGUACCUAUUCAUCAUCGAGGGCGUCUUGACCUGCGCCGUCGCUAUAAUAGCCUGGUUUAUGCUCCCCGCCGGUCCAGGAUCCGCGUGGUUUCUUACUGCCGAGGAGCGUAAGUUUGCUACCGAGCGUAUGCAGCGAGACACAGCCCUGUACAUCCGCCACGAAUACGGCGAGGACGGUCUUGAGGAGGACCGACUCACAAGGCGAGACAUCGUCGAGGCUCUUAAGGACUGGAAGCUGUGGUUCGUCCUCGUCUUCAACAUCUGCGCCAGUGUGCCCACACAAGCCUUCAGCGUGUUUAUGCCCUUGGUUGUGCAGGGCUUGGGGUACUCGAGCAUCGAGGCCAACCUGAUGACGAUUCCCCCAUACGUUUGCGGCGCUGUUGGGCUGUUCCUUUUUGCCUGGAGUUCUGACAAAAGGAUGGAGCGAGGCUACCAUAUCAUCGCCGGUAUCGGCAUUGGAGUUAUCGGCCUCAUCAUUGCGGCGACGGUCAACGCGAAUGGUGCCAAAUAUGCAGGUUUAUGCAUCUUGCUCUUCGGUUGCUACGUCUCUGCGCCUCUGACGGUCGCAUGGCUCAGUGGGAACACACCAGAGCCUGGAAAGAGGACCAUCAUUCUGGGCAUCAACGGAUUUGGUAACCUUGCCGGCGUUAUAGGCUCCCAGGUGUACGACGCAAAGUACGGGCCUUCGUACCGAGUCUCGUUCUUCAUCACUCUGGGCAUCGCCAUCGUCUCGCUUCUGGGAUAUAUCAGCUACCGCUUCACGCUCGCUGCCGUUAACCGCCGCAAGAGGAGAAUCUUGUCGCAAAUGACGCCCGAAGAGAUUACCAGCGAGCGGAUUGAUAGCACGAGAUACGCCGAUCGCAAGAGAACAUUCAUUUAUGGGCUGUAG
Molecule: messenger RNA, 1548 nt
Organism: Clonostachys solani
Lineage: Eukaryota; Fungi; Ascomycota; Sordariomycetes; Hypocreales; Bionectriaceae
Source: the annotation of a GenBank genome assembly